This is a messenger RNA of Hypoxylon fragiforme, 3576 nucleotides long. RefSeq names its product Rxt3-domain-containing protein. NCBI's taxonomy places the organism in Eukaryota, Fungi, Ascomycota, Sordariomycetes, Xylariales, Hypoxylaceae. The record is from RefSeq and is a predicted model, not a curated record. The coding region runs from base 1 to 3576 and encodes 1191 amino acids. The transcript has 3 exons.
AUGGAUUCGAGACAACAGCCUCCACAACUCCCUUUUGCUCGUAACGCUGCAUCACCAGUUUAUGGUCGAUCGCCUUUCCCGCCUGCUCCUAGCUCGAGUUCGACAGUAGCAACAACCUCUUCACCUUUUCAUCCCUCAAAUCCUGCAUCUGCAGGUCCUGCUGCGUACAGCGAGCAUCAACAUCAACGACGACCCUCGGACACAAGUCCAUUUUACUCACAAUCUAGACCACCACCUUAUGCGCCCGAACCCACAUCGCAUCCUGCACCCUCCCAUUCGCGGCAUCAGAGCGCGUCAUCUAUUAAUGCUCCUCUAAGUCGGAAUAUGCCUCCGCCUUCGUCCCCUCAGCAUCAAGCCCAACAACCGCCUCCCGCUUCUCAUCCUCCACAUCAAAUGGGUCACUAUGGCGCGCCACCUGCGCCGAGAGCUCCUCCCGUAAAUCUGGGACCCCCAAGCGCUUUCCCCUCCGCUCGAGAGCUCCCUGCAUUAAACUCCAUACCCCGAACAGGAAGCACAGGAGGAAGUAUGUCGAUAUCAUCCAUGCUCGGAGGCCCUCCGCCAGCUCCUCGUGAGCCGACCCCGGGCCAUCCAGCCUCCUUUGCGCCUCCCACUACCACCGCUGCCGUCUCCGGGCCAGCAUAUGUCGCGUCUAUACAUGCAUCUCCUAGGAUGCAGAAUGCGAACGAAUAUGCUCCUUAUAAUAGAAGGCCACAAACACCCGAUCAAGGUAGACCGUUUGAUGGGAGGGAUCAUAGGGGUAAUACGGCUGGGUCACCACCACAGAGUAUGUACGGAACCCCUGAGUUAUCUCGAUAUAACACGCCACAAGCGUAUCCGCCACGAGGGCCACCGAUGCCGCCAGCCGAGGAGAGGAGAGAACAGCCGGGACGAAUCCCUACUGCUAGUGUGCCUCCUUCUAGACCCAGUAGCCAACCGAGGCCUUAUGGCAUACCCCCGAGGUCGGUAGAUAUGGGAAGAGGUCCGCCGCCUGGAGACCCUGUCUACAACAGGCGAGAAGAAGUGCGCGCCCCUGGUCCCGCUGAAUACAACCCGGAGCGACAGCCACCCCGGGCUGUCCCGUAUGAAGAGCCACGCCGUUUUAUAUCCGAGCGAGAGGAACAGAUCAACCGAGAGGCAGAAUUUCGAGAGAGGGAGCGAAGAGAACGGGAAAGGAUGCAUUAUGAAGAACAGCGCCCCUUUAUAGCUGAGAGAGAACGCAUGGAACGGGAGAGGGAAAGAGAACAACAAAUGGAGAGAGAACGGGAAAGGGAAAGGGGAGAGAGGGACAGGGAGCUAGAGAUGCGUGAUAGGGCUAGAAGAGAGAGGACCACGUCUGACCCGAGUCGCCCUCACGGUCAGCACUCUGCGGAUCUCGGGCCCCAGGUGCUUCCACGACAGCCACCAUAUGGAAGACCUGACCCGCGGGAUCAUGCGGCAUGGCAACGACCUGGGUUCGAUCAACCACCGCCGAGAGACGCGUAUGGUCAACCUUAUCUUGGACCGCGACCAGGCGAGUUUCCUGCAACUACGGGAGCGUCGUAUGGGGCGCAUCCCGCUUACGCGCAACCUCCUCCCCACGAACGCUUCCCUCCGCCGGGACCACCUCCACAUGGAAUACCCGUGAGCCAACCGGGUCAACCGGGCCCACAGCCCACACAACAUCCAUACGAAUCUCCCGAAAGACAGCGUUUCGUUCAACAAGCGCACCCUCAGCAGCAACCACCACCACCACCACCACCAGCGGUUCACCGGGGUCGACCUGCCGAAGAUGGACCUCCUCCCCCGUCAGUUGCGUAUACUGGCGUAUCUGGUCCGGCCAACUUUGAGCCGGGUCGGCCGCGUGUUAUGGAUGAUGGGCCACCUCCUAUCGGACAUCAAAGGGCUUUCCUCGGCAUCCAGGAGACCAACCGUAAGGGACGGAUGUCUCCAUUGCCGCAGGCUGUCCAAGGUGUACAGCCACUGCUUCAUGGCCCCGCGGGUGAGCCUGGGAUCAAGAGUGAGUUCGGCCGUAUGUUCUCCGGCAUAGGAAGCGGUGUACGCGGUAUCGGCGUCUCUAGCCCAGCCCCCCCUAGCAUGCAACCCCAGUUCGCGAACACAAGCGUUCCGCGACAUGAUGAUGAGCACCCGGGACACGAGCUCCUUGUAGAACCUCCGGUGAAGACGCGAGCGAAACGUAGGAAAGCCAAGGAUGAAGACGGUAAGGGUGACGAGGAUAGUACUGGCAGAGCUACACCUGUCAGCCGGGCCAAGCGCGUCAAGCCCAAUCCUCAUCACCACCAUCACCAUCAUCACCACCACCAUCAUCAUGGCCCGGAAAGGAUUGCCUCGCCUUUGCAAGGAGCCAAUGGACAGCUCAAGGGGUUCAAGGCUAGCACGCCGAUCCCAUCUCCAACGCACAAGGAUUUUGCUGCUCUCACUCAUCAUCACCAACCUCCUAGGUCGGUUGGGGCCGGGUCUACGAAGCCGGCGGCACCCGGCUCGACCGUGAUUCCAAAACCAAACAAGAAAAUCUCAUCUCAGGCGGUCCUCGACAGCGUUGCGGACCGACCGCGAAAACAUCUAGGUGAUGUUGUAUACCAAGUGGUUCUGAAGCCUACAAAGUUAGACUCAUCUCAUCCCAAAUUCGGGUACUCGUCCAACCCACGCCCGCUUCCCCUGGAUGUGAUCAAAGGCAACGAGAACUCUACUCUGACGGUCAAGAUUCCACGAGUUCAUUUAACCCCGUCGGCCCGCGAAGAGAUUACCUCCCGUCGAGCCGUCUGGGGGACGGAUGUGUACACGGACGACUCCGACGUCGUUGCUGCGUGUAUUCAUGGAGGUUGGGUCCGAGGUGAAUGGGGCGAGGAUGUGGAUGUCGAUUUGCUUGAACUGUACAAGCCUGGAACUACGAAGAAACAGCGCGCCUUACCAACGGAGCAGCAUCUCGAAGUGUUGACCUCGCCGCCGCCUACGGGCCCUGCUCACGUACCCGCAGAUCGCGAUUUACACGUGACGCUGCUUAUCCUACCCGCUCUCGAAAAGUAUAGCAGCUCGACACGAUAUGGUAUACAAAGCCGCGAGUUUGGUGGGACAUACAACGGACGGAAGUCGAUUCACGAUGGAAUCAGUUUCACGGUUAUGAGCGUGCGCUGGGUGGAUGGGGCGGCACCGCAGAGCAGGCUUCGGGGCAAGGCUCGCAGGGAGCGGAUCAGAAAAGCGAUGAGCGAGGUUAAUCGAAGUCAGGUGGUGGAUAUAGCCGAGAAAGAGGUUCUGAGCAAAAUGGCGGCAGCGAGGGAUACCAGCGCCGGCCAAGAGAAGAGCACCGGGAAGGCUGUGGAUGGCCACGGAGAAGGGAAUAAGGAGAAUCGCCCUACUAACGUAUCAAAUGGAAGUGCCAUUUCCUCACCAAAUCAGGAGAAGCCUACUACCAUGGAUACGAAGAUGGACCUAGACGACGAGGCUAGGAUCAAGAAUGACUCGAUGGAGAGUCGAAACACAAAGACGGUAGACGCCAUGGCUGCUGCUGCCGCCGCUGCCGCCGAAGAAGAAUCAUCGGGAAAGCAAGGAACCGUCGGACCUGUGGGUACUACUGCAUAA